This is a messenger RNA of Gopherus evgoodei (Goodes thornscrub tortoise), 1269 nucleotides long. RefSeq names its product C->U-editing enzyme APOBEC-1-like. The record is from RefSeq and is a predicted model, not a curated record. Gene Ontology annotation, molecular function: cytidine deaminase activity; RNA binding; zinc ion binding. Lineage: Eukaryota; Metazoa; Chordata; Testudines; Testudinidae. Gene Ontology annotation, biological process: cytidine to uridine editing. The transcript is spliced from 5 exons. The coding region runs from base 67 to 747 and encodes 226 amino acids. Gene Ontology annotation, cellular component: nucleus; cytoplasm.
GAAACUGAAAGAGAGAAAAUGCACCAGUAAAACAAACAGCCUCGGAAGCUGUAGUGAGAGAAAGCCAUGGCUGCUGGUUGGAACAGAGAUCAUGUAUCCAGAGGCAUCACACAGGGGGGGAAGAUAUCCCAGGAGACAUUUAUAGACACUUAUGACCCAAGUGUCCUUCGAAGGGUGCAAUACAUGCUCUAUGAAAUCAAGUGGAGCAAUAACAAAAAGCCCUGGCAGAGCUGUUGCCAUAGCACUCGAACAGAGCAUGCUGAAAUUCACUUCAUAGAAGAUGUCUUUCAGGAGCAAAGAUCUGAUCCUUCUGCCCACUGCUCCAUCACCUGGUACAUGUCCUGGAGUCCCUGCGGGGACUGCUGCAAGGAAAUCAGGGAUUUCCUGAAGGACCAGCCUAAUGUGAAUCUAGUUAUUUAUGUAGCACGGAUCUACUGGCACAAAGAGGAAACCAAUCGUCAGGGUCUACGGAGCCUGGUGAACAUUGGAGUGACCAUCCGAGUCAUGGACCUCCCAGUUUAUAGAUACUGUUGGAGAACAUUUGUCGAUGAUGAGGACAAGUAUGAAGAUUAUUGGCCCAGGCACUUUGCUCCAUGGAUAAUGCUAUAUUCUCUCGAACUCCAGUCCAUCCUUCAGAACAUUCCGUCUUGCUUAGAGAUUUCAUCAGGUGAGAACCAGACUCCGGUUUUCAGCCUAUGUGUAGAAAAUGAUCAACAGAAAAGAGCACUCACAUCAGCCAAUCCCUGAUAGCCGCCAGUAUUCUGGCCUGGGCAGCCAGCAAAUCUCUGGAUGUCACGAGUGUAUUGAACCAGGCCAUCAUGGGGAAGAGAUGUUGAUAGGACUCUAGAAUGUUUAAUCAUUCCAAUUUGAUUUAGUUACUCAUAGCCAUUUCCUUCCCAUUGGUUCAGCUUGUAGCCUUUUGAAAAGUGAAUCAUGUUUAAAUAUUUGAUGUUGUACAGUGACUGGGUCAUGUUAACACCUGUGACUCAGUGUACGGGUUUAUUCCAUCAUAGUUAACACAAGAGUAUCUUGCUUAUUCUGUGUCCAAUGCUGUUUCGCAAAUGAACAUAACACGAUAUGGUUUGCUUUGUGUAAGCAGUUUAUAUGGAACUAAUUAAUUAUUCAAUAACAUAUGUAAAGACCUUGGAGAGGAUUUAUUCUCCAGGAUUAUUUUUCUGAAUUUUUCUCUUGAUAGAUUUCUAGGUUUUACUUUCUCUGUCUUUUGUCAACAUAACAUUUGAAUAAAAUAUCUAUAAUCUAAGGAAGCAC